Messenger RNA from Prorocentrum cordatum, 432 nucleotides. The record is from the annotation of a GenBank genome assembly. Lineage: Eukaryota; Dinophyceae; Prorocentrales; Prorocentraceae.
CUUCGGCAUUGGCUGCGGGUUGCUCGUGGGCGUUCUGCUCUUCGAAGUGUUCCACAAGAAGACCGCAGAGUUCGACCUCUCGGCUCCCUUCCCGACGCUGGACAGCGUGGAGAACGAACCGAGCUGCAGUGGGGCCUCUGCAGGGUGCCGCGAAGCUGUGGUACGUCUACGUCGCGGAGGGAAAGCCAGACAGUCGCGAUGGUGUGCGUUGCUCUGAUCGUCGGGACGAUCAUGGCCAGUCAGUACGCGAACACCCUUCUGGUCUCCUGGUCGAGGGUCGGCGGAUUCUGGGGUGAGAUGGAGGAAUGGGGCAAGAGCUUGGCCAAAGGCGAUGGCAUGAGUCACCUGGAUGAGUUUCAAGUGCAGCUGCUGCACUUCCUGUUCUUCGCCUUGAUCCACCUGCUCGCUAGCGCCUACCAGGACAGAGACUGA